AUGGCCGUCUGUCUACGCGAGAUCGUCCUCAGAGGGAGGAAACAACGAAAGGAGAGCGAGGUAGCUGCCAUUGAGGAGGACACCACCCAGGAGCUUUCUGUUGGUGAGCUGCUGGAGAGGGCCAACAGAGACCGCACCUCCCGCGAGAAAGCCAUCAUCGUCCGUGGGCUGGAAUCCUUCUCCUCCUUCUCGUGCAUCCGUUUCAGACCCUACCGCAGUGGUGACCGUGAAUGGCUGAACAUUGAGUCCAGGAACGGAUGCUACUCGUACGUGGGCCGUACGGGUGGAGGUCAGACCGUCUCUCUGAGCAGACAGGGCUGCCUGUACCACAACACCGUGCAGCAUGAGCUCCUCCACGCCCUGGGCUUCAACCACGAGCAGACCCGCAACGACAGGGACAACCACAUCAGGGUGCACUGGAACAACAUCAUCGAUGACAUGAAGUACAAUUUCAAUAAGAUCGCCACUCUGAACCAGGGAACCUCUUACGACUACAACUCUGUCAUGCAGUACCACAGGUACGCCUUCUCCAAGAACAACUACCCAACCAUGGAGCCUAUCCCUAAUAGCAACGUGUCCUUUGGAAAGGCAACUGAGAUGAGCAAGAAUGAUAUCGACAGACUGAACAGACUCUACAAGUGCUGUGAAAACCAAUGGCCCCCUUGAUGACAUCACAACGUGGCUGUGACCUGAUGGAGAGCGGAAUCUGCAAAAGGAUGAGACGUUCACUGACAUCUGACCGCAAGCCUGAAAAAUAAAAAAUAUGCAAACACUUCGGUUCAUACAGUUUCGAUUCAUUUGGAUGAUUAUCUGGGCCUGAAUGAACAGUUUUAAAAUCUUUGUGUGGAAGCUAAACAUUCAACGAUGGUCCCAGCUCUUGGUUUCUAAGUGAAAUGACGGCUAAUGUUUUAGUCCAGCUGGGCCUUCAGUCCGGGGCUCCAGCAAAUCAAACUGCAUUUCCAGAACUGCUUCUGGGUCAAGGGGCGUGGCAAUGCAAUCUCUCGGAGGAUCAGCUGUUAACAUCUAGAGUUUGA
Menidia menidia (Atlantic silverside) is the source of this 1034-nucleotide messenger RNA. NCBI's taxonomy places the organism in Eukaryota, Metazoa, Chordata, Actinopteri, Atheriniformes, Atherinopsidae. The record is from the annotation of a GenBank genome assembly.